UUAGCCGCAGAGCUCAUCUGCCGAGACUCGACAACACCCAAUGAUGCUGCUUGCCAACAGGUUAUUGCUGCGCGUCUCGAAAAAAUGGGGUUUACUUGUCAAACUUUGUACUUUGGUGAAGGCGAUGCUUUGGUCGAAAAUCUCUGGGCCUAUAAAAAAGGGGCUGAUCCGGCUGGCAAGGUACUCGUUUUUGCAGGGCAUACCGAUGUUGUUCCCACGGGUCCACUAGAGCAAUGGACAACCCCGCCUUUUGUGCCGACCGUCAGAGAUGAGCGGUUGUACGGACGAGGCGCAGCGGAUAUGAAAUCCUCUUUAGCGGCAUUUGUGGUGGCGAGUGAACAGUUUGUGUUGGCGUAUCCGAAUCACCAAGGAAGCAUCGCUUUUUUAUUGACGAGCGACGAAGAAGGCCCGUCUAUUCAUGGUACCGUUAAAGUGUGUGAUUGGUUAGUUGAGAAAAAUCAAAAUCUUAAUUAUUGUAUCGUUGGUGAACCCACUUCGGUGAAACAGAUGGGCGAUAUGAUUAAAAAUGGUCGGCGCGGUUCGUUAAGCGGCAAGCUCAAAAUUAUUGGCAAACAAGGUCAUAUUGCUUAUCCACAUUUAGCCGAUAACCCUAUUCAUGCGGUUGCUCCAGCUUUAGCUGAGUUAGCAAAUACCGUUUGGGAUCAGGGCAAUGAUUAUUUUCCACCGACUACGUGGCAAAUUUCAAAUUUUCAUAGUGGUACGGGGGCUGGAAAUGUGAUUCCUGGGCAAGCGACCAUCGAUUUUAAUUUUCGAUUUGCGUCGUGUUCUACGGCAGAAGAUUUGCAAGCGAGGUUGUGUCGUGUCCUUGAUCGAUAUAAAUUAACUUAUCAAAUUGACUGGGUUUUAGGGGCCAAACCGUUUUUAACUGGAGAAGGCGAGCUCAUUGGCGCGAUGCGGGAGUCGAUUCAAAAGCAUUUAGGUGUGACCACCGAACUUUCGACAACAGGCGGCACAUCAGAUGGUCGUUUUAUUGCUCAAAUUUGCGAGCAAGUGGUUGAGUUUGGACCGAUUAAUGCGAGCAUCCACCAAAUUGACGAACAUAUUGCGCGUACUGGAGUUGCUGAUAUGUUAACCGCAGAACACCUUUUGUUAGAGCCGCCUAGUCAUUUGUUAACCUUAGGUGACUGGGUGAGAUUUGCGAAUAGUUUGUUUAUUCGUGAAAAAAUCGUUUAUGGUCAGGGUACAGAUAAUGCCUAUGAUGAAGCUGUUUGGUUGGUGAUGAGGACGUUAGCGCUCGAUUUUGAUCAGUUAGAACGCUUUUGGGAUAAUCGCUUGGCAGAUGGGGAGCAGUAUUAUCUGUAUGAAUUAUUAAAGAAAAGGGUGUUGAAACGUAAGCCGACUGCUUAUUUGCUCAAAGAAGCGUGGUUAGCUGGGCAAACGUUUUAUGUCGAUGAGCGGGUCAUUAUUCCGCGUUCCUAUUUAGCAGAACUCAUGCACGAAGAAGCGUUGCUACCAUGGCUACCUGAGCUAGAUGAAGUGAGCAAUGUGUUAGAGCUAUGCACGGGGUCUGGGUGCUUGGCCAUUAUGGCUGCACAAUACUAUGGUCAGGCACUGGUCGAUGCAGUAGAUAUUUCUGAAGAGGCGUUAGCUGUCGCAAAAAUCAACGUCAAUGAUUAUGAUUUAACGGAUCGAGUCAUCUUGUUGCAAGGGGAUUUAUACGCGCCAUUGUAUGAUCCAGCCUUACCACCCAGUCGUUUAUAUGAUUUGAUUUUGUGUAAUCCGCCCUAUGUUAACCAUGAGAGCAUGAAUCAUCUCCCACCAGAAUUUUUGCACGAACCGCGUUUAGCCUUAGAUGGUGGCGCAGACGGCAUGGCACUGAUUGAUACGAUACUCAGAAAGGCCAGUCAUUUUCUGAAACCCGAAGGGAUUCUAGUGAUAGAAUUAGGACAUGAGCGGCACUUUUUUGAGAUGAGGUAUCCCAAUUUAAAUCCGGUUUGGUUGUCUUGCGCCCAUCAUGAUGAUGCGUUGCCUCUGUAUUUGGGCUUAAUUGUCGCACAGAUGGUGUAUGUCUUUCAUUUUUGGGUAGAGUUAGUCCAUCUGGUGCAAGCAGCCUUUGGUGAUCAACAGGCAAUCAAGUUGGUGAUUUGUGCGGUGCAGUCGGGCAAUUCGAUCUGUGCGCCCAAUGCGCCACCGCCGUUGAGUCCCUUACACCUAACUGAAACCUUGAUCAUGCUGGUGGUGUUAGGCUUAAUCGACGUAGUCAUGAUUUCGAAUUUAUUGAUUAUGGUGAUUGUCGGCGGCUAUGAGACGUUUGUUUCUAGAAUGUAUCUUGAGGAACACCCAGAUCAGCCUGAAUGGUUGUCCCAUGUUAAUGCAACUGUUCUCAAGGUGAAGUUAGCGACAGCCAUUAUUGGGAUUUCGUCUGUCCAUUUGUUAAAAACCUUCAUUAAUGCCGAUUCAAUGGAGACCAAAACCAUUGUUGCACAAACCGUUAUUCACGUCGUUUUCAUUUUAUCGGCAAUGGCGAUCGCUGCUACCGAUUGGAUUUUAACCAAAACAGCCCACCAAGCUGAAAAAUCUUAA
Molecule: messenger RNA, 2544 nt
Organism: Darwinula stevensoni
Lineage: Eukaryota; Metazoa; Arthropoda; Ostracoda; Podocopida; Darwinulidae
Source: the annotation of a GenBank genome assembly